UAUCAUCAGCAAAAAUUAUCCUGAUGCACGUGACCGGAACAGAAAUACACUAACCAAGAGUAAGAAGAAAUCUCUUAAUAAAAGCACCGAGAUUUAUAACUGUCAAAAAUCAAUGAACUUCUUGGAAUCCUGUACGUCUACAAAUUAGAUAAAUGGAAAACCAAAAAAUGAUUUUAUGUUCUGAAUGUGGGAAAUAUUUUAGGUCGAACUCUUAUCUUGUUAUACAUCAGAGAACUCACACAGGAGAGAAACCUUUUUCAUGUAGUGAAUGUGAAAAAUGUUUUAUCUCGCGCUCACAUCUUGUUAUACAUCAGAGAAUGCACACAGGAGAGAAACCUUUUUCAUGUAGUGAAUGUAAAAAAUGUUUUAUCUUGAACUCACAUCUUGUUAAACAUCAGAGAAAGCACACAGGGGAGAAACCUUUUUCAUGUAGUGAAUGUGGGAAAUGUUUUAAAGUGCGCACAAAUCUUGUUGUUCAUCAGAGAAGUCACACAGGAGAGAAACCAUUUUCAUGUAGUGAAUGUGAUAAAUGUUUUUUCUCAAACUCAUAUCUUGUUAAACAUCAGAGAAAGCACACAGGAGAGAAACCUUUUACAUGUAGUGAAUGUGAAAAAUGUUUUAUUUCGAACUCACAUCUUGUUGUACAUCAGAGAAUUCACACAGGAGAGAAACCCUUCUCAUGUAGUGAAUGUGAAAAAUGUUUUAUCUCAAACUCACAUCUUGUUAAACAUCAGAGAGAGCACACAGGAGAGAAACCAUUUUCAUGUAGAGAAUGUGGGAAAUGUUUUAAACUACGCUCAUCUCUUGUUGUACAUCAGAGAACUCACACAGGAGAGAAACCUUUUUCAUGUCCUGAAUGUGGGAAAUGUUUUAAUCGACACUCAAGCCUUGCUAGCCAUCAAAGGGUUCACACAGGAGAGAAACCUUAUUCAUGUCCUGAAUGUGGGAAAUGUUUUAAUCAACACUCAAGCCUUGCUAGCCAUCAAAGAGUUCACACAGGAGAGAAACCUUUUUCUUGUCCUGAAUGUGGGAAAUGUUUUAAUCGACAUUCAAGCCUUGCUCGCCAUCAAAGAGUUCACACAGGAGAGAAACCUUUUUCAUGUAGUGAAUGUGGGAAAUGUUUUGCUCGUAAAGGAUAUCUUGUGAAACAUCAAAAAAUUCACACAGGAGAGAAACCUUUCUCAUGUUCUGAAUGUGGGAAAUGUUUUAAUCGACACUCAAGCCUUGCUAGCCAUCAAAAAGUUCACAGAUGAGAGAAACCUUUUUCAUGUAGUGAAUGUGGGAAAUGUUUUCUCAAUAAAUCAAAUUUUGUAACACAUCAGAGAACACACACAGGAGAACAAUCGUGCUCAUGUCCUGAAUGUGAGAAAUGCUUUAGUCAUCAUGUAAAUCUUGUUUAACACCAGAGAUCUCACACAGAAUAG
Molecule: messenger RNA, 1424 nt
Organism: Pelobates cultripes (western spadefoot toad)
Lineage: Eukaryota; Metazoa; Chordata; Amphibia; Anura; Pelobatidae
Source: the annotation of a GenBank genome assembly